AGUAUUUUGAGUGAAUAUCUAAGCAAAAAUGGAGUAUCUGGCUUACUUCGCAAAGCUUCUAAUCCUCGUUUGUCUGGUUUCUCAAGCCAUACAAGGGACUAUCGGCAUAGACAUUGCACCACGCAUAGUAGGUGGUCGAACCGCAGCCAGUGGUCAAUUCCCAUAUCAGGUAUCGGUGCGCGUAGGAGGAAGGCAUACCUGUGGUGGCACAAUAAUUUCUGAAGACUUUGUGGUAACUGCCGCACACUGCGUUUACAGUGUUGCGCCAGCAUACCUUACAAUUCUAGCCGGUACCACAAAUCGUACUGCAGACCGUGUUAUUAAGGAUGUGGUGAAAGUGAUUCCACAUCCUAACAUAACUGCUAACUUCGACAAUGACAUUGCCUUACUUAAACUCAACGCAUCGCUCCAACUCAACGAUCUCAUACAACCGAUAACUCUUGCUGCUCUUGAGGCGCCCAUAGGCUCACUAAUUACCAUUUCCGGUUGGGGACGCACAAAUGAAGGCGAUCCACUCUCAUCGGAACUAUUGUACAAUAAAUUUGUGAAAACCAUAAGUGAUGCUGAUUGCACCCGAGCUAUUGGUUAUGAUACAUCUAAAUCUGGAAUUCUGUGCCUUAGUAAGGGGUACGGAAAUGGUAUUUGCGACGGUGAUGAAGGUGGUCCCGCCGUUUACAGAGGCACGUUAAUUGGCAUUGCAAGUUUCCAAACAGGUUAUUGUGGUACUGAUGUACCAGAUGGCUACUCAAAGGUGAAAUUCUUCAGAGAUUGGUUGAUUGAAACUACUUCUAAAGAAGAUGUGUGUUAAUAGGGUAUUUGUAUAAUAAUGUAAUAGGGUAUAUUAAUAUAUUUUAUUAAAAACCCAACUCGAGUUAGUUGUGAAUCGGAAACGGAAAUCUUAAUUUAAGAAAAUGAAAUUAAUUAAAUUAAUACAAAAUGUAAUGGCAACUGUAAUGACAACUUAAAGAGUAAUGGUAAUGGUAAUGGAAGUAGUAAUGACCAAAAGAAAAUGAUAUUAAUGACCUUCAACAAAAGCAAAUGUAAAAUAGGGACCUAAAUACAUUUCUAUAACCAAACGGUA
This is a messenger RNA of Anastrepha ludens (Mexican fruit fly), 1081 nucleotides long. RefSeq names its product serine protease SP24D-like. The transcript is spliced from 2 exons. The record is from RefSeq and is a predicted model, not a curated record. Bases 29 to 808 code for a protein of 259 amino acids. Lineage: Eukaryota; Metazoa; Arthropoda; Insecta; Diptera; Tephritidae. Gene Ontology annotation, biological process: proteolysis. Gene Ontology annotation, molecular function: serine-type endopeptidase activity.